CUCACUAGACAACACUCCGGACAGAAGGGGGACAUUCUGUGGACACACUUGACCACUAUCUGGCCAAACUGACCACUCCGAACAUGCAGCGGACUGCAUUACUCCUCCUCUUUCCUCUUCUUUCCGUCUUGUUUUCACAUAUCGGAGUUUACAGUAAGAAGAGAGCGGACAUAUCGGGGGACAGAUCUCGCAAUUUAAUUCAUGCAAGAAUGCAUUCAUCCAGAAAUACGUCAUUGGUUUCAUUAGAGAAAAGCGGUAAAAACAAUCAGUUAUUGUGUCGUUAUUAUUCAAAGUGGUCCAAAUGGUCAAACUGCAAUAGACAUUGUGAACAAAGUCGCGUGCGGCGAUGUAAAAAUCGAAAAUACUGUGGCACAAGCUUCCUUAAGGAAAAAAGACACUGCCGGAAACAGAAGGGUGUGUGCUCGUCACUUUCUUAUAAAGUUAUUGGAUUCAGAAGAAACCGAUUAAUGGAAAAGAUUCUUUAUGAUCUACUCUAUGAUGAAUGGUCACUUUGGGGGCGCUGUAAGCGGUCAUGCCGGAAACGGCGAUUCCGCACAUGCAAGGAGCCACGUAUUUGUGGGAAUAGUUACAUUCAACAAGAAAGAGACUGUAAGCUGCCUGGAACAUUAUGUGAGAAAAAAUAUACUUUAAGAAGCGAUGAAGAAAAUUCUUCCGUAAUUAAACAAGUAGAAGCACCUGGGCCCUCAGGCAAAGAAGGUACACAUGAUGUAGCCGCGCCUACUCUCAAGGAUAUCAGCAAUGUAUGUGGAGAAAGGAAAAUGAGGGGCUCCUUUAGAAUUGUCGGUGGUCAAGAGGCACGUCCUAAUAGUUGGCCAUGGCAGGUCGCUAUCCUAACGAGAUGGAAAGAACAGUACUGUGGCGGAACGCUUAUAGCUCCUAACUGGGUUCUAACCGCUGCACAUUGUAUCCGGAAACGUUCUAAACGACGUAAGGUCAUUGUGCGCGUUGGGGAACACGAUAUUCAAGCGUAUGAUACGACGGAAGUGGAUUUACGUGUGGAAAGGGAUUUCCCUCAUCACCAUUUUGACUAUGAAACAAUUACAAAUGAUAUUGCAUUACUUAAACUCAAAGAGAAAAAAUCCUAUCGAGAAAGUGACGAUGUGGUUAAGGGAUAUGCUUGUCUUGCUCCGGAAAAUUACGAAGUUCCGGAUGGAACUAUGUGUAUGACAGUAGGCUGGGGAAAGGAACGCAACACAGAUGUAACCGGUAGUGACGUUUUACAGGAAGCACAGGUGCCAAUAGUUAAUAAAAAGAAAUGCCGAAAGGCUUUCGACUAUAAAAUAACGGACAAGCAAAUUUGUGCGGGGUACAAGAAAGGGGGUGUAGAUUCUUGUGCUGGAGACAGCGGUGGACCCUUAUUGUGCCCCAGAAACGAUAACGGCACAAUGCGUUGGUUUGUGUAUGGAGUUACGAGUUAUGGAGAGGGAUGCGGACAGAAAGGGAAAUUUGGAAUUUAUACAAAAGUCACAAAUUAUCUUAAAUGGAUUAACAGAAUUGUGAGAAAUAAUCCGUAAUAAAUCGUUAUAAGCUUAAAAUGCUAAUCGUGACAUCACGGCCAUUUCCGGCACUCUUCGUUAUCUAAUCAGAUUCCAACUCUAGCUGUGAUUUGACGAGUUGUCGUUCUUGGUAAUAAGAUUCAGUGUUAGCUGAGAAAUCCUAUAUUUUUGAGAUAUAUUGACCAUGUUCAUUUGUGUAUCUAAACAUUUUUGUUGUUGAUGUUUACUUGUAUAUAUAUAUAUCUGUAAGUG
Molecule: messenger RNA, 1769 nt
Organism: Ylistrum balloti
Lineage: Eukaryota; Metazoa; Mollusca; Bivalvia; Pectinida; Pectinidae
Product: putative serine protease 42
Exons: 4
Coding region: 84-1535 (483 amino acids)
Biological process (GO): proteolysis
Molecular function (GO): serine-type endopeptidase activity
Source: RefSeq, a predicted model, not a curated record